Messenger RNA from Myxocyprinus asiaticus (Chinese sucker), 4712 nucleotides. RefSeq names its product tubulin--tyrosine ligase-like. The transcript has 7 exons. The record is from RefSeq and is a predicted model, not a curated record. Gene Ontology annotation, biological process: protein modification process. The coding region runs from base 536 to 1750 and encodes 404 amino acids. Lineage: Eukaryota; Metazoa; Chordata; Actinopteri; Cypriniformes; Catostomidae.
UCAUGACAGCGUGUUGGGAUAAGAGACUCCAACUGGGGAUUUACACUGAGAUCAAAACGAGUGAAUGAAAUGCUUACCUAUAGUCCGUCUCUAUUCUUGGACUCUGUACUUCGCUAGCGUAUUACUGCAGUGCAUUUUUGCUAUACGAUAUAUCAUAGACAAUCACGGGAUGAGAGGAAGCUAACUGACACUGUUAGCUUCGUGUAUCCUCUCGGGUGGGUGUCUCGACAGAAGCGGGCUCAGGGAGGCACACCCUAAUAUUGGUAUCCUCACAUCGGCCACACGAAUGCCGCUGCUGUAACAGAUGCCCAGAGCAGCUUUGCCAUCAGGAUUAAUGUGGGUCUGUUUCUAAUCGCAGGCUGUCCUGUCAAUAACUCGCUCGCAUUAGUGCAAAAGAAUUCCAAGGCAUCGGGGAAGUCAUGUAUGUCCAGUUACAGUGCACCUUUUGGGGAGACAGAUAACGUUAGCCAGCUAGCUAGUGUGUGAUCGAUCAGCACUCCUCUGUGGGUUUGGCCGAAGACUGUGACUGAGGAAUAUGAAUUCACCAAUCUACACGUUUGUUUUGAGAGAUGACAACAGCACUGUGUAUGCUGAGGUCGCCAAGAUCCUCACCUCUACUGGAAAAUGGAAACGAUUGAAGAAGGACAAUCCUCGAUUUAAUUUGAUGUUGGGGGAGAGAAACCGGCUGCCUUUUGGACGGCUGGGUCAUGAACCAGGACUGAUGCAGCUGGUGAAUUAUUACAGAGGAGCUGAUAAACUGUGUCGCAAAGCAUCACUUGUCAAGAUUAUCAAGACCAGUCCAGAGUUAAAGGACUCUUGUAACUGGUUCCCUGAGUCUUACAUCAUUUACCCAACUAACCUCAACACUCCAGUAGCCCCAGCCACCAAUGGCAUCAGCCACAUGAAAAGCAACCCAAAGACAGAUGAGCGAGAGGUAUUCUUAGCCUCAUUUAACUCCAGAAAGGAAAGUGGGGAGGGGACGGUGUGGAUCGCAAAAUUGUCAGCAGGUGCAAAAGGUGCGGGUAUAUUGAUAUCUCAUGAUGCAAAUGAAUUGCUUGAGUUCAUUGACAAUCAAGGCCAAGUGCAUGUCAUUCAGAAGUAUCUGGAAAAACCACUGCUGUUAGAGCCAGGGCAUCGCAAAUUUGAUAUAAGAAGUUGGGUGCUUGUAGACCAUCAGUACAAUAUCUACCUGUACCGUGAGGGUGUGUUACGAACAUCCUCUGAGCCCUACAACAGCUCAGAUCUACAGGAUAUGACCAGUCAUCUGACCAAUCACUGCAUUCAGAAAGAGCAUUCACAGAACUACGGCCGCUAUGAAGAGGGCAACGAGAUGUUCUUUGAUGAGUUUAGACAGUACCUGUUGAGCACACACAAUGUUGCCAUGGAAACAUCCAUUUUACCUCAAAUCAAGCAUAUCAUCAGGAGCUGUCUCACAUGCAUCGAGCCAGCCAUCAGCACUAAACACCUGUCCUACCAGAGCUUCCAGCUCUUCGGCUUUGACUUCAUGGUGGAUGAGAGCUUUAAAGUCUGGCUGAUUGAGAUCAAUGGAGCCCCUGCCUGUGCACAGAGACUCUAUCCUGAACUAUGUCAAGGCAUCAUUGAUGUGGCCAUCUCCACAGUAUUCUCUCUGAAUGCAGAUGGCCUCUCUGCCUCGCCUCCGUUUUCCACUUCUCCAUCUCUCUCCUCCAACUCCUGUUCCUCACCUAAAAUCAGAGCGCCCCAUCACUUUGGACCAUUCAUCAAACUAUAAACUGCUUUGGCUGUAGCUGUGUAACCCCCUCCCAAAUGUCCUGCCCAAAAUCAACAUCAGCCAGUUUUUUCCUUUAGCAGGCUGGCCAAAUGGGGGAUACAUCUCUAGAUAAAGAGAAUAGUAGGGAUGUAACUCUUCCGUCACCCCUGUAACAGCCAGCCUCUUUAAUCUGAUUCCAUCUGUCAUCUAUAAAGCAAAAGAGGAAAAAAGCAAAUGCACAGGAGUCCAUAGGAAUACAGAGGAUCUGAGUUUCAAAUGUAAAGAUACUGGCAUAGCAGUACCCAGAUGUGGGUGAUUAGUUUCAGAAGCAUGUGCACUUAAUGUGCAGAUUGCCUCUUUAUAAUUAAGGCUACAGUUGUUUGGGGCUUCAACAUUCAAAAACGUGCAAUCGGAAAAUCAUGGAUUGCUAGCAAAUUCUACUUUUACAUUUGAAUAAAAGUUUCCACCAAAGAAGAGGAUUUAGCUCCCCUAUACGCCCCAGAGCUCUGUCAUGUCAACAAGACUCCUCAGGACUUUUCCAGGCACCUUGAUUUAACAGAUGAUGGAUUUUAAUUUAAUUUCUGAAACUUUAGUGCCUUACAUAUUCACAGACAUACUACACCCUUGACACAAACUCUCAACAAGCAAAGCUAGCCUUUUAUAAGUCUGUAUGCGUCCCAUCAACUGUAUCAAAUUCUUAUGUGCUUUGUGUUUGUGUGCUUUUGGCUCCAGUGUGUACUAAACUGUUUUGAUGCCACAAAUGAAUCUUUCUCAGAUUCAGAUGUUUAUAAUUUGCAGUGCGCAUGAUUGUUACAUCUACAUGGCAGUAUUUGAUAGAACUAGUAGAAGAUUAAUCUCUUUCCAUACAUACAGAUUUGGUUGUUUUGCACUGUUGUCUUGUCACUGUUUUGUCCAGGUGUGUGUAUUGAGGUUAGUCUUAAGCCUCCAUUGAUUCUGUUUAAUGCAGUCACUUUUUUGGUAUGUUAUUUGGCUAUAAGUACAGGCAAUCAAUAAUCAACACAAUUAGUCUGCUAUUAUCAUAUAUAUUUAGGAUAACAAAGGCAAAUGACAAAGCAAAACCUUUAUAAAUGUCCUGUAGUUUGGUUUGCUGUAGUUAUUUUAUUCAGUUUACUCCCAGCUGUUAGAUUUUUCAUGAUCAGAAUGAGUAAAACCUUUUUUAUCAAUUGUUGCAUGUCAAAGCAUGUUAAAAUGUUCUUUAUACAUACUGUAGCUCAUUAUAGAGAUUCCCGCAAAUUAGUGUUGUUUUCUCUUCAUUUUAAGUCUUUUUAUAUUUCUAUACUGUUGAAAUCUCUGAUUAUUUUGCAUUUUGUUGGUUAUACAUUGCAGAGUUCUUUGUCAUUCUCUUGGGGAAAAAAGGCAGUUUUUGCUGUAUACUUUUUAGCAGGAUGAUAUAGAAAUAUCUGGUACAAUAACUGUCAGGUCAACAGGAGUCUAUGACUCAUCUUCCAAACAGAAUCAGCACCUUCUAAUUAGGUUUAUAAUAUCUUUCUUGCCAUGCAUGCAGAUAUUUCUUUUUACAUGUAAUUCAUAUAGGUUUGGGUUAACCCUAACCUCACUAUUAUAUUCUAAUAGAACCUACUAUUAGAACCUAAUUGUAGAAUUCUACAGGUAAAUGUGGAAGUUGAGCAGUUUUAUAACUCUAAUUAAAAGAAAAAGUAUUGAAGGAACAAGUCUGCCUUUUAAUGAACUGAUUAAUUGAAACAUUUCAGAGAUGACAUCCACACAAUAAUUGUUAAAGGGAUAGUUCACCCAAAAUGAAACUUCUCUCAUCAUUUACUCACCCUCAUGCCAUCCCAGAUGUGUUUGACUUUCUUUUUUCUGCUGAAAGCAAACAAAGAUUUUUAGAGGAACAUUUCAGCUCUGUCGGUCAAUACAAUGCAAGUGAAUGGUGACCAGAACUCCCAAAGCUCCAAAAAUCACAUAACAAAAUCCAGUGGUAAAAUCCAUGUCUUCAGAAGUGAUAUAAUAGUUGUGGGUGAAAAACAGAUCAAUAUUCAAGUCAAAAAAAAAAAAAAAAAAUGUUUUUUAAAACAUUGGUCUGUUUCUCAUCCAAAGUGAUUACAUCAUUUGAGAAGAUGUAGAUUAAACCACUGGAGUCAUAUGGAUUACUUUUAUGCUGCCUUUACACUGUAAAAUUGAAUUAGUUAGUUAACCUUAGUUAAAAAAAAAAAAAAAAAGCAUGUCAACUGAAAAUGCACUUAUCUGGCAGUAAAGAUACUUAUUUGGCUCAAGUGAACUAGGAAAAGUCCACUUGAACCAAAUAAGUAUAUUUACUUGAUUUUUAUUUUAAGGCAAUUGGUUUCCUCACUUUUUUUUUAAUUUUUUAAUUUUUUUUUAUAUAAAGUAAAGUCAACUUGUUACAUUUGACACUUUAUGUGAUUUUUGGAGCUUGAAAGUUUUGGUCACCAUUCACUGGCAUUGAAAGGAACAACAGAGCUUAAAUAUUCUUCUAAAUAUCCUUGUGUUCGGAAGAAGAGAGAAAGUCACAUCUGGGAUGGCAUGAGGGUGAGUAAAUGAUGAAAUCAUUUUAAUUUUUGGGUGAACUAUCCCUUUAAGAGUUUAUCCUCUUUGUAAUUUUUCAUGCUGUACAGUCUCUGAGUUGGCUGAUUGAAAAAAGAGAAUACUGAAAAUAAUGAAGAAAGCUUGUAUGUAGCCUAAAUGAGGGAAAACAUCUCCAAUUAACCAAAGAUCAGUGUGGUAAAUCUUUUCACUGCAUUUCAAGACUCUGUGGUUGACUCAUUUACAUGCCUGGUUUGACUGAAGUUGUGGAAUUCUUUAGCGUUAGAGGAAAGAACAAUGCCUUGUUUGUGUAAUUAUUAGUUUAGAUUAUUGUAUUUGUUACUAUUGACCAUACCAAUCUGUAAACAGUACAGUGUUGUAAUUUUGAAUUAGCAAAAACCUAAAAGUAUUUUAAGUUAUUCAAAGAAAAGCAUUCAUCAUGUGCAAUAAAUUACUUCCAUAA